AUGGAAGUGGAGCCCCUGGUGAAAAGGAGGGAGAGAAAGAGGAGGAUGCAGCAGGUGAUUGACACCAACAGUUUUGUGCUUUCUGGGAACCUACAUGGGGGCUCUGUGGUUGCCAGCUAUCCAUUUGAUGAUUCUCCUACACACAAGAUCUCAGGCGUGUACAGCAAAUCGGCAGAUGAUGAGGUUUUUAAGUAUUUGGCAAAAGCUUAUGCCUCCAACCACCCAGUCAUGAAAACGGGCACCCCAAACUGUCCUGGGGAGGAGGAAGAAACCUUCAAAGAUGGCAUCACCAAUGGCGCACAUUGGUACGACGUGCAAGGUGGCAUGCAGGAUUAUAACUACAUUUGGGCCAACUGCUUUGAGGUCACCUUUGAGCUUUCCUGCUGCAAAUACCCACCAGCUUCACAGCUUGAGCAGGAAUGGGAAAAUAACCGGGAAUCUCUCCUCACCUUCAUCGAAAAAGUCCACCUGGGAAUCCAAGGGUUCGUGAGGGAUUCAAUCACUGGGGCCGGCUUGGAAAAUGCAACCAUUGCUGUGGCUGGAAUCGCUCACAACAUCACAACCGGCCGGUUUGGGGACUACCAUAGGCUGCUGGUGCCCGGGACCUACAACGUCACAGUGGCUGCCUUGGGAUACCUGCCAGUCACCCAAGAGAACAUUGAAGUAAAGGAGGGGGACGCAACCGCCGUCAACUUCUCCUUGCGGCCUACCGUAGCAGCACCGGCCUCUGACCCUACCCAGACGGCGCCUGUGGUGGCCACAGACCCUGUGGCCAACGCGACCAACGUCACCAACACAGACCAGCCGACCUUUGCCCACCCGUCAAUCCAGCCGGAGGAUUUUCGCCAUCACCACUUCCCUGACAUGGGGAUCUUCCUGAGGAAAUACGCCUCCGAGUAUCCAAACAUUGCUCGUCUCUACUCGGUGGGCAAGUCGGUGGAACAAAGGGAGCUGUACGCCAUGGAGAUAUCCGAUAACCCCGGCGUCCAUGAAGCAGGAGAAGCGGAGUUCAAGUAUAUCGGCAAUAUGCACGGCAAUGAAGUGGUCGGGAGAGAGCUGCUCCUUAAUCUCAUAGAAUAUCUCUGCAGGAACUACGGGACGGAUCCUGAAGUCACAGACUUGGUCGAAAAUACUCGGAUCCACAUCAUGCCAUCCAUGAAUCCAGAUGGCUACGAAAAAGCCCAAGAAGGAGACGUCGCGGGGACCAUUGGCAGAAACAACAGCAACAACUAUGACCUGAACCGCAACUUCCCUGACCAGUUUGUCAACGUCACAGACCCUCUGCAGCCAGAGACCAUCGCAGUCAUGGGCUGGCUGAAGUCCUACCCCUUUGUGCUGUCGGCGAACCUGCACGGAGGCUCUUUGGUGGUGAACUACCCCUACGAUGAUGACCAACAAGGAAUUGCCACAUACAGCAGGUCCCCUGACGAUGCUGUCUUUCAGCAGAUCGCCCUGUCCUAUGCCAAGGAGAAUGCGCAGAUGUCCCAGGGCCACCCGUGCAAAGACCUGGUUCCCGAGGAGUAUUUCCCCCACGGCAUCACGAAUGGAGCUCACUGGUACAAUGUUCCAGGCGGCAUGCAGGACUGGAAUUACGUGAACACCAAUUGCUUUGAGGUGACCAUCGAGCUGGGCUGCGUCAAGUAUCCAAAGGCCGACGAGCUGCCCAAGUACUGGGAGCAGAACCGCCGGUCCCUGCUGCAGUUCCUCAAGCAGGUUCACCGAGGUGUGAAGGGGUUUGUGUUGGAUGCCACCGAUGGACGGGGCAUCUUUAAUGCCACGAUCAGUGUCGCCAGCAUCGAUCACCCAGUCACCACCUAUAAGAGCGGAGACUACUGGCGCCUGUUGACCCCGGGGACGUACAAAAUCACAGCCUCUGCCCGAGGGUAUGAUUCAGAAACAAAGACAGUGAAGGUAGGAGAUAAGAGCGCCGUGCAGGUGAACUUCACUUUAACGCAAAAGGACUCUAAAGUGGAGGAGGGGAAGGCCCCAGAUGUCAACAUGGCCGAGACUGAUGGCACCGUCACCAAGGAAUUUGAAACUUUGAUCAAAAACCUCUCGGCCGAGAACGGCUUGGAACACUUCCUGCUCUCUUCCUCAGCCGAUGUCCAGCCUUCCCGUUACCGCCUCUACGAUGAUCGGUCCAUGUUCCUGAGAGGCCUAAACUUGAAUUAUCCACAGAUCACCAAUCUCACGAGCUUGGGCCAGAGUCGUGAGUUUCGUUACAUCUCGUCCCUGGAGAUCUCGAAUAAACCCAACCAAUCUGAGCCGGAGGAGCCUAAGAUCCGUUUCGUCGCUGGCAUCCACGGCAAUGCCCCCGUUGGCACCGAACUCCUCUUGGCCCUGGCCGAGUUCCUCUGCAUGAACUACAAGAAGAACCCGGCCAUCACCAAGCUGAUUGACAACACAAGAAUUGUGAUUGUGCCAUCCCUAAAUCCGGAUGGACGUGAGAUUGCCCGGGAGGGAGACUGCACUUCCAGGAUUGGUUUCACCAACGCGAAUGGCAAAGAUCUGGACGCGGAUUUCACAAGCAAUACCUCUGCAGCCAAAGAGCCGGAAACCAAAGCCAUCAUGGAGAACCUGAUCCAGAAGGGAGACUUCAGCCUCUCCGUUGCCUUGGACGCAGGGUCCCUGCUAGUUACUUACCCCUAUGACAAACCCGUGCAGACAGUGGAGUAUAAAGAAACCUUGAGGCACCUGGCGUCCGUCUAUGCCAACAACCACCCCACGAUGCAGCUGGGGCAGCCUGGCUGUCCGAACAAGUCAGAUGAGAACAUCCCCGGAGGCAUUUUGCUGGGGGCCGAGUGGCACAGCCAUCUGGGCAGCAUGAAGGAUUUCAGUGUGACCUACGGGCAUUGCCCAGAGAUCACCGUGUACACGGGGUGUUGUUACUUCCCAAGCGCCGGGCAGCUCCACGCUCUGUGGUCGGAGAAUAAGAAGUCGCUUCUCAGCAUGCUCGUCGAGGUUCACAAGGGAGUCCAUGGCUUUGUCCAAGACAAGCACGGCCACCCCGUGUCAAAAGCCCAAAUCAUCCUCAACGAAGGCGUGAAAGUCUUCACCAAGGAAGGCGGCUACUUCCAUGUGCUCUUGGCCCCUGGCUACCACAAGAUCCACGCUCUUGCUGACGGCUACCAACAGGAGCAUGUCCAGGUCUUGGUUCGCCACGACAUGGCUACCUUCCUGCGCAUACAGUUCGACAUAGACAACAAAAUCUUUGGGCUGCCCAGGGAGUUGGUGGUCACAGUAGCAGGGGCCACCAUGACCGCUCUGAUCCUCACCGCCUGCAUCAUCUGGUGCGUCUGCUCCAUCAAGUCCAACCGGCACAAGGACGGCUUCCACCGCCUCCGGCAGCACCAGGACGAUUACGAAGACGAGAUCCGCAUGAUGUCCACCGGCUCCAAGAAGUCCCUGCUCAGCCACGAGUUCCAGGACGAAACGGACACAGAGGAGGAAACACUGUAUUCCAGCAAACACUGACCCGCCCAGGGAGCAGGGGGGCUUCCCCUGCAGAGACAGAUCUCGUGGCACUCAGUGGUUUCCUCCUGCGAGCGAACCCAGAACCCGGGACCUCCUCCACAUCUGUAGAUCCAGAGCCCCUUUCAACAAAGCUGGUGUGGGCCGCCAGGCUUCUUUCCGGCUGCCCGAGUGAGGAGCGCCACCAGAGCAGCAUCUCUCAGACUUUGGCAAAGUUUCUUUAAGCCUUUCUGACCGUCGCGGGUCACUCCAUGCAGCGCCUGGAGGAAAAUAACACUGUCACUGCCACGUUUAGUUUAACACUACCCCCCCGCCCGGCUGCUCCUGCAGCAGCACAGGCAAAUUCCUGAAAUUUGGGGCACAACUUCAGUGGUCGGUCGCAGGAGCAUGAAAACAAAUAGCGGCCUUGCUCUCUGGGUGGAGGUUGGGCUCCUCUUCCUCCUUGUGGCCUCCACUUAGGCCGUAUGGGCAGAAGCCAGCCACACCACUUCUCUGUGUGAUCAGCAGAGAAGAGGAGAAGACGGUUGUGCCGAGCGGGAAGCAUCUCCUUUUUCUCCAGCUGAGGCUCGUUGGGGGUGGGGUGGGGGGAAUAAAAACGGAUUUUCUUUUCACUCAUCCUCCUUUAACCCCCAUCCCACCCCUUUUCUGCCUGAGAAUGUAGGACAGCAAGAGACCCAGUCCUGUCUUUAGAAAGAAUAAACUCUGAUCAGCCUAGGAUAGCUGGUCUGUUGGAUUUCCA
Messenger RNA from Pogona vitticeps (central bearded dragon), 4210 nucleotides. NCBI's taxonomy places the organism in Eukaryota, Metazoa, Chordata, Lepidosauria, Squamata, Agamidae. The record is from RefSeq and is a predicted model, not a curated record.